This is a messenger RNA of Sinocyclocheilus anshuiensis, 2883 nucleotides long. Its product is annotated as sialin-like. Gene Ontology annotation, molecular function: transmembrane transporter activity. Gene Ontology annotation, biological process: monoatomic anion transport; transmembrane transport. The coding region runs from base 1 to 1605 and encodes 534 amino acids. Lineage: Eukaryota; Metazoa; Chordata; Actinopteri; Cypriniformes; Cyprinidae. Gene Ontology annotation, cellular component: apical plasma membrane. The transcript has 11 exons. The record is from RefSeq and is a predicted model, not a curated record.
AUGGUGCACAAACAGAUCAAAAGAUUUGUGGAUGUCAUACUUAAACUAAAUCAAGUACAGUCCAAAACUUGCACCUUUGCAAUCACGGCACUAAAAGACGGUUACUCCAUUAACUCGGACGACCAGGACAGCGACACUGCACCACUUCUAGAGAAGGAAGUGGAAAAAAUCACAGUGCCUCCCAAAUGCUGCUCUGUACGAUGCAAUCUGGCUGCUUUGAUGUUCUUUGGCUUUGCUGUGGUCUAUGGUCUACGUGUAAAUCUCAGUGUUGCCAUGGUUGCUAUGGUUAAUGGAACCAAUAACCAGCCAUCAUCCAAUAGCAAUAUAUCAAACGAGUGUCCAGUACCCACCCAUACACUUGACAACAACAGCCAAAGUUCAGAACAGCCAGAUGGGAUUCCAAGAUACCCAUGGAAUCCCGAGAUGCAGGGAAUGCUGCUCAGUGCUUUCUUUUUUGGAUACCUGUUUACUCAGAUCCCGGGUGGCUACCUAUCAGGUCGCUUUGGAGGAAGCCUGUUCCUUGGUGGUGGUGUGCUUGGAACAGCCGUCCUCACUCUCCUCACUCCACUGUCAGCACAACUUGGAGCCAAGUGGCUGUUUGCCUUGCGUGCACUUGAGGGAUUUGGGGAGGGUGUGACUUUUCCUGCCAUGAUGGCGAUGUGGGCCCGCUGGGCUCCUCCAUUAGAGAGGGCUCGUCUGAUGACGUUCUCAGGUGCAGGCUCCAGCUUUGGUGCCUUUGUGGCUCUUCCUCUCACUGGCUUCAUCUGCCAUAGUCUGGGGUGGCCAGCGGUCUUCUACUCUUGCGGUAGUGUCGGGUGCCUCUGGGCAGUGUUUUGGUUUAUCUUGGUGUCAGAUGAACCCCGAACUCACCCAAGAAUUAGUGACAGAGAGAAAUGUUACAUAAUUAACUCAAUAGGUUCACAGGGGACGCCACAUGGUUGGUCAGUGCCUGUAUUAUCUAUGCUGUUCUCUGUGCCUCUUUGGGCCAUAAUCAUCCCACAGAUGUGCUCUAACUGGUCUUAUUACACUCUCCUCACCUCACUUCCUACCUACAUGGACUCUGUGCUCCACUUUGAUUUGCGACAGAAUUCGUUCCUCUCCGCUCUGCCAUAUCUGGCUGGCUGGCUGUUCUCAGUGGGCUCAGGUGUGCUGGCAGACAACCUCCUGGAGAGGGAGCUCCUGAGUGUCACAGCUGUCCGAAAACUCUUUACUUUUAUUGGUCUGUUUCUACCUGCUGUUUUCCUGCUUGCUGUAGGCUUCACGGGUUGUAGCGGUGUGCUGGCUGUGACAUUUCUCACUUUGUCCAGUGCAUUUGGGGGUUUCAGUGCUGCUGGUGUCUACAUUAACCAGAUUGAUAUUGCUCCACGGUACGCGGGUACACUUCUAGGAAUCACAAACACUUUUGGGACCAUCCCUGGUGUUCUUGCACCAAUUGUAGUGGGUUACUUGACCAAAGAUCACUCAGUUACAGGAUGGAGACACGUGUUCUGGUUGUCUGCAGGGGUGAGCGCCUUUGGAGCCAUCUUUUACGUGAUCUUUGGCACUGGAAAGAUUCAGAGCUGGGCAAGGACAGAUGAGGAAUCAGACACAGAUACACACAAUUAAACAUUCCAGUUGACCAAUUCAGAGGGAUACGAGGACUGCCUUUGAGUUUUAUCCUAUACUCAACACAUGCUACCAGUCAGAAGUUUGGACAAACUUCAUACUUUUUCAUGAUUUAAAAAAAAAAGUGUUAUUCUAAAGACGAACAUAAAAUAUACCUACUUCAUAACUUUUUUUUAUUUUUUAUAAAUGGACCAGAUAGUGACAUUUUUAGGUCACUACAUAAUUCCCAUAUGUGUUAUUUUAUAGUUAUGAUUACUGUUAUUCAAAAAAAAAAAGAGUAGCAUGUCCAAACUUUUGACUGAUAGUAUUAAUAAUACUCCACUCAGGGUUUUAAAAGGGAAAAUUUGAAGUGCCUUACAAUGUGUAGUUUAUUAGUCUGGUAAUAUUUAUUCAUUGCUGAACAAUUCAGAAUUAAUCAUAAUACAAUUUAAUUGAGAAUUCAGAGUAAUUCCAUGUCUUAAUCUCAUUCAAUCUUAAUCUCAUUCAAUGAAAAAAAUAUACUCUGGACUUUAUACUAACUUUCAAUCAAAUGUAAUGUUUAUUACAGUGGUGAAAUAGAACAGAUUUAGGGGUAUUAUCUAAAUUUAAGUACAUUUGAAAAUACUUGUUAAUAAGCACUUUAAUGCAUUAAUAAUGAAAAUACCUUACUUCUUGGUACCAGUGCUGUUCAAGGCAUUUUAAACUUGCUAAUGAAGUAACUGUACUCCAUUAAUUGUGUCAUUCAGUUCAGCACUCAGCCACUUGGUUUGUUACAGAUUUACUAACAGAUACAGUCCAUUCAUAUUUACUGGAAUUUGCCAGACAUGGUACAUUAUUGUUUUGAAACUUGUUGAAAUGUUUAAUGAAUUUGAGUUUUUGAUGACUACAUUAAGCUAGUGCACAAUUUAAUUGUUACAUGUUUGGUAAGCUAGUGCACAAUUAAUUUUUUUGUAUGUAUGACUCUUUGAGUGUUUUAAAUAAACAUUAACUUAAACUUAAUGUUUAUUUAAAACACUCAAAGAGUCAUACACUAAUUGAGUCACAAUGGCCAGCACUUUUUUUUUUUAAAUGGCAUGGAUAUCUCAGUGCUGAAAAUUGCCCAGUAUUACUAUUUCAUUUUUUUUUUAAAUAAUAAGUGAUAUUCCUUUAUGAUGUUGAUCAUGCUCAAUAAAUAAAAGUGAAUUUUUACAGUGCAGUCAUAUUCCAUCUGCUUUGUCAGCACUUGUUAUGUGUUCUUCAAUAUGGAUGAAUAGAUCAUUAAUCAAACAUUUGUAUUCCUAUGUGCGAUUACAGAGUAAA